Messenger RNA from Emiliania huxleyi CCMP1516, 1451 nucleotides. RefSeq lists its product as hypothetical. NCBI's taxonomy places the organism in Eukaryota, Haptophyta, Isochrysidales, Noelaerhabdaceae. Gene Ontology annotation, molecular function: transcription corepressor activity. The transcript is spliced from 3 exons. The record is from RefSeq and is a predicted model, not a curated record. Gene Ontology annotation, cellular component: histone deacetylase complex; chromatin. Bases 17 to 1336 code for a protein of 439 amino acids. Gene Ontology annotation, biological process: negative regulation of transcription by RNA polymerase II.
UGUGAGCAGGCCCGCCAUGGCAGGCGUGGCGGGCUCCUCGAGCGACGCCCACUUGUCCACUUCUGCCGCCGCGCCGCGAGAGAAGCGGCGCCACUCCGGCGGCAGCCAGUUCCAGUUCUCGCAGUGUGUCACGUGCCCCAUCUGUGAGAAGAGCUUCAGCAUCCACAAGAUAGAGGCGCACGCGAGCCGGUGCGCCGAGCGCUCAGGGGUCGUGGCGGCCGUUCGCCGCUCGCACAAGAAGAAGAAAUGCAAGACGCGGGCCGGCGCGGCCGCCGUGGUGACGAUCGACGUAAACAUGAUCGAUGGGUACGAGUUUCGGUCGCAGACAGCCCUCGAGGCACUCGGGCCCGAGGCGGGAGCGCCAGAUGAGGUGCCGACGUUGCAUCCGCCCGCCCCAGUCUCCGCCCCAGCGCCCUCGCUCCGGCUAAAGGGCGUCGCGCGGCAGGGCGCAGCUCCGCCCGUCCUCCUCUCCUGGGGGCGCGGCACCUCCUCUCACGGCGCCGCCCGCCCCAGCCUCCCCGCACCCGCCGCCAGCGGCUCCAGCGAGGCUGCGGUGCUCGACGCGGAGGUGAUAAGGAGGAGAGCUGCGGUGCUCGACGCGGCGUGCCCCGCGCCCGACCCUCCGGCGGCGUCCCCCGCCGGCCAGAGCUCGCUCUUCCCCGCAGGCCGCGGUGCCGGACGGCGUCCGUCGGCUCCAGGCUGCAAGCCGAGCGGCGCGGCGCCUGCUAGGGCCCCGGCGCCUGCGGGGGUGGAGGUGGCGGAUGUCACGCCGGAGGGGUACGCCUUCAAGGUUGCCGAGGCCCUGAGUGGAGACCCGGCCACACUCAAGAGCUUCGUGCAGACGAUGAAGGCGUUCGAGGAGGGCCGCGCCGGCACCGUCGAGGUGAUGCGCGACGUCUCGGCUUGCCUCGCCAACCACCGCCCACUCCUUGCCCAGUUCAACGCCUUUUUGCCAAAGGGGUACCGCGUCGAAGCGCUCCCGCGCAGCCUCUCCGCCUACGCCGCCUGCACCGACGACCCCGGCUCGAUCACGCAAGAGGCGGCGGUGGGCCUCGCCUCGAGCUUCGUCGAGCGGCUCUGCGCGCGCUACGCUAACCGGCCGCGGAAGCUCGAGCAGAUGCACGCCCUGCUCGCCGCGAUGCCGUUCGACGAACCCCUCGCCGCGCUGACGCCGCAGAGCUGCACGCGCAUGCCGAGCGGCGCGCUCAGCCUCUGCCGCUCGUUCGGGCCGCUGCUCUCGGACGAGCCCGACCUGUUGCGCGAGUUCAUGCAGUACGUGCCCCCCUCGUGCACCGCCACGCAGCACAUCCACCUCGUCCCGCUGCCCGAGAGGUGAGAUCACGGACGUCUGCGUGGGCAUUGUGAGCUGAGAGGAAGCUGUCGUCGCGGUGACAGUGAGGUGGAGGGCGUGCGGGCACCACGUUUUUCAUAUAAUCCCCAAAUUAAUCAAC